Molecule: messenger RNA, 2840 nt
Organism: Danio rerio (zebrafish)
Lineage: Eukaryota; Metazoa; Chordata; Actinopteri; Cypriniformes; Danionidae
Source: RefSeq, a predicted model, not a curated record
GCGCACGUAAGAGUUACUUUCUACUACAAGAGUGGGGCGGUCUGGUGUUCAGAUAACAUGAACUUGGUAUGCUGUUUGUAUGCUUAGAGGAUCUGCUGAAUCCAUUAAUCCAUUUAGCCUCUAUAAAUGGAAUUCUUGUGAAGUAAAAAAGGAUGGAAAAGUUGGACGCAUGCGAUCCAUACAGCCGACCCGCGCGCAGGACACAAUGGAUAGUGAGCACCCUGGCGUAUCAUUACGGACUAGACCGUGGAGUGGAAAACGAAAUUAUAGUCCUCGCAACCGGGCUGGAUCAAUACCUCCAAGAGAUAUUUCAUCACCUAGACUGUCAGGGAGAUGGGAAAAUACCAACGGAGGAUUUUAACAUUCUUUGCGAGAUUUUAGGACUCGGUAAAGACUGUGAUCUUGAGGAGUGCGCGGGGAUAUUGGAUAAUCUACCAAAAGAGUUCACCUUCAGGCAGUUUCACGCAAAACUCUGCGGGUAUUUCAGCACCAAAGCUGGAUGUCAUUAUGAGAAUGGGAGAUUGCUGGUUGGUAAGGAGAGCGAACACAUAGAGACGCAGAUCAGACUCCGGAGCCCUCUGAGGCGGCGCGAGAAGCUGCUGUCUUUGGGUACCACCAGUAAGAGGGAAAGCGAAGAGACGCCUUCUCCCACAGUAGACAGACACAGGUCGGGUCGUAGGCAGCUGGGAUCCUGCACACGAGAGUGUUACGAGGAGAUCGUGGCCCUUGAGGAGGCCGAGGACAGGAUAGCCAAACUCGAGGAGGAAAACGCCAGUCUUAGGGAGUUGGUGGAGGACAUGCGGGCGGCUCUGCAGAGCAGUGAUGCGCGGUCACUGGCUUUGCAGGUGGGCCUGUGGAAAAGCCACUCGAAACAUAAACCAGAAGGUGGCUGUUUCAUCGCCCACCAACGGAGAACAGUCCAGAAGCCCAACAUUUCCGGUAGUCUGAAGGACAUCCAGAGUUUCCUGAGAGAAGUGGAGUUGCUCCGGGCGUCCCGGGAGGGACAGGUCGAGGAGGCCAUGUUCUUCAAUCAGAAGCUGGAGCAAGAACUGCGAAUAUCACGUGAGACGUCGCUUAUGCUAGAGGAAUGUAACAGGACUUUAAAAAAGGAGCAGGUGGAGAUGAGGAAGAGGGUGGAGGAAGCCAGACAAGCUGUGCUCAGCGGCCUUAAAAAAGUGAAGGAGCUAGAGACCAAAGCCAGUCACAUCCCUGUCCUGCAGAGGCACAUUGAGCAGCUCGAGAUGGAGCUUCUGUACUACAGAUCUGAAGUGUCUAAAACAUCAGUUGCAUUCAUCCACAAACUGGACAGACGGUAUAAUGGGGCCAGUCAGACGGUGUCCCGCUGUUGCCUGGAUACAGAGCAGGAUCGACACUCACCAACAGGACGGGCAGAGACUGUGUCCGACACCAUGGAGGAGCAACUGUUUCGUUCAGUGGAGGGUCAAGCUGCGUCUGAUGAAGAAGAGGAGAGAUGGACAGGAGAACAGCAGAGACAGGUGGACGAGGUCAAGAGAAUCCUCACCAGACUGUCCUGCUGCGGAGACAGGUGUGAUGAGAAGGCAGUGAAGAAGCUGUUGUCUCAUUUUGGAGAUUCUCGCACAGAGGAGAGCCAGACGGCAGUGUUAGAGCUGCUGGAGAAGGUCACAAGACUCAACAAACAACUGGAGCUGAAGGAGAGUCAGGCCAGGAGGGCAGAGAUGGACACUGACCAGAUGAGGGAUGCACUGGUGCAGGAGCUGCAGCAGAAGGCUGAGGAGACGGAGCUGCUUCACCUGGAGCUGCAGAUGCUGGAAACAGAACGGGUGCGUUUGUCUUUGGUGGAGGACAAACUGAUGGAUGUGCUGCAGCUUCUCCAGCAGCUGCGGGAGCUGAACGUGUCCAGAAGAUCUUUAGGAAAGAUUUUACUCAGCACAUUGGAGUCCUGCAGUGAUCCUCAGCAUGGGAAAGCGCAUAUUUUAGAGGUGCUGAACGCUCUCUGUCAUGAACUGGCCGCGUGUGAAAUCCUGUCUAACGGCGAGACCAUAGAGAGAUCACAGAGUCACCAGUCUCUCACCAACUCGCUGCUCAUCUCCUGCUAAAUCUCCGUUACAUUGCUGCCAUCUGAUGGUCAAUGGAUGAUACGCACUAACUAACAAGCCACGUUGGGCAAUGGGACCAAAAUUAGCCAUGCAUUUGUCUUUGUUUAUAUGUCUGUGUAUAGUUGUUUAAAUCAUUUAGCUCAUUUUCAUUUAUAAUGACACAUAUUUCUGUAAAUAGUUUGUGUAAAUCAUUUAGCGUAUCAUUUAGAAUGAAACACAUUACUCAUUUUAAACAAGGUAAGACACUGCAGGUAAAUAUGGUGAAAAAAAAAAGAAAUAAAAUUAAUAAAUUGUAAAUAGUUAGUUGCAUACUUUCCCGGUUAAUGUAUUAUACUUAGUGGUGUAAAGUAACAAAUUACUAAUACUCAAAUUACUGUAAUUAGGAAGAAAUUGUAAUUAAAUAAGUAGUAUUAAAAAUGUGAAAUUUUACUUUGCCUUGAGUACAUUUUUAGUACUUUUACUCCACUACGUUCCUUUAAAAUGCAGUCAUUACUUUAUUAUUUUGUUUAUUGUACAAAAACGGAAAUGGCCUUAAACACCCAGCAGCCCAAAAUGUCAACAUGACGGCAGAUUGACGUUGUACUCCAAUGUCGUGGUGAAGUUUCAUUUUGUUUGGAAAUGAAAAUCAGGUUGACGUCAGAACCCAACGUCAGGCCGACGUCAAUGUCCAACGUCCAACCUAAAAAUCAACCAAAUAUCAACGUCUAAUGAUAUUACAGCUUGACGUUGUGUGGAUGUUACCAUUAUGACAUCUAUGAGAUG